AUGAGAUUAAAUACUUUACCGGAUGUUCUUUUCCCUAAUCCGAUUCAGCAUCCAAAUUACAAGAUAUCAUUCUUAUAGAAAGUCAAAGAAGAUAUUAUGAAUGUAUUAACAUGAAAUAAAUAUAGAAUCAAUUAGUAAAUGAACCACGUAUGAGCAGAUAAAAUAUGACAAUACGUUCAUUAAAGAGAGGAUCAAUCAGAGUUGUUAGUGCAUCUAUUGUUUAAUCUCAAAACAAUACACAAACUAAUUUUAGAUCUGGGUCUUCGAAAUUCAAAAUGAUUAAGGAGCAUUCUCAGAUAGAAGAGAUGGAUGAAACAUUUUCUCGAGCAAGAACACCUUCUCAAUUAGUAAGACGAUAAAAAAGAGGAUUAUCAAUGUUUGAUAAAUAGUUUUGA
Molecule: messenger RNA, 395 nt
Organism: Paramecium sonneborni
Lineage: Eukaryota; Ciliophora; Oligohymenophorea; Peniculida; Parameciidae
Source: the annotation of a GenBank genome assembly